AUGGGGCAGAUGGUGGCCCGGCCCUUCUUCUUAUCAGCAGCACUGGACGGCCGCCCCGGGGACCGGGUGAAUCUCUCCUGUGUGGGGGUCUCGCAUCCCAUCCGCUGGGCCUGGGCGCCGAGUUUUCCGGUGUGCAAGGGUCUGUCCAAAGGCCGCCGCCCGAUCCUGUGGGCCUCGGCGGGCGCGACCCCCACCGUGUCUCCGCUCCAGCCCUUCGCGGGCCGCCUCCGCGCCCUGGACGCGGGCAUUCGACGGCUGGAGCUGCUCGUGAGCGCCGGGGACUCGGGCACCUUCAUCUGCAGGGGCCGCCAAGAGGACGAGAGUCGGACGGUGCUUCACGUCCUGGGGGACGGGCCCGACUGCGGGGCUCCGCGGGCGACCCAAGGGUCCGUGUACACCCAGCUCCUGAUCGCAGUGCUGGGCGCGGGGCUGCUGCUGGGACUCGGGGCGCUGGGCUUGGCCUGCUGGUGGCGCAGGCGCUGGGCCCCGCACGCGCUUCCACCACACCCCCGAUUUGCUCCACUCACGGAAGAGCCCCAGAGGCCAGUAAAGGAGCAGGAGGAGCCUAAGUUUCCGGGGUACCUGGACCCGGAGCCGAGCCUGCACUACGCAGACCUGGAUCAGAUGGCCCUCAGGAGGUCCUGUCGCUUGUCCCCCGCUGCCCCUGCUGAUGCCUCCACCAUCUAUGCCAUUGUGGUUUGACGGGAAGCCCUUACUCCUGCCGCAACCCUCUUCUUGGCUCCCCACUUGGCAAAAGAAAGCCUCCCGGGAUAGAAAUGAGCAGCAAACUGGGGGCCAGGAGCUUGGGCUUCAGGCCUCUGACCUUGCUUCUCCCGUUGUCCCUACCCUGUAUAGCUUCCAUGUCUUCUUCACCUUGGUUUCCUUUACUACUAAGACAUCAACAACUCAAAAAUAGUUGCCCCAUCUGUUUCUUCUUCCUGCCCCCACACCCCACAGUAAAACUCUUAGAACCUAGAGACCUCUUAUUCCCACCACCCCACUUUUCACUUACUGAAACUGCUCAUCUGCCCUCUGUCGGGUUGCCAAGGACGUAAUGGCCACUCCCAGGAGACAUUUUUAGCAUUCAUCUGGCUUGACUUGGCUUGGAUUGCGCUCAAGUCAAACUUUGGGGGGUGCUGGAGAGGUAGUACAGUACCUGGGUUUGGUCCU
This is a messenger RNA of Sorex araneus (European shrew), 1170 nucleotides long. RefSeq names its product megakaryocyte and platelet inhibitory receptor G6b (gene MPIG6B). Lineage: Eukaryota; Metazoa; Chordata; Mammalia; Eulipotyphla; Soricidae. The transcript has 6 exons. The coding region runs from base 1 to 702 and encodes 233 amino acids. The record is from RefSeq and is a predicted model, not a curated record. Gene Ontology annotation, cellular component: plasma membrane. Gene Ontology annotation, biological process: platelet formation; megakaryocyte development; blood coagulation.